UCACUCCUGCGUGAAGUGGGACUGGCUUUCAGUGCGACAUUUCACCGAAACCCAAACUCAGAUCCCUGCUUGUGGAGUUUGAAAUGCUGCCUCAAAUUACGAGCAGCUGAGAGGUUUCUUCUGCUGGGGACAGGCUGGGAACAUGUUUAAGGAGACUCUCCAAGAAGGAUCUGGAUCUCAAAUGUGUCCCUCUGAGAUGACUACAGAGCCCGCUUGUCUGAUGCCGCAUUGGAGGAGGAAGGUACCAUUAUGGAGUGCUGCCAUGGAGGCCACACUAUGUAUCCACACGUGCCUUUGGCUGAUUCCAGCCUGGAUUCCCUUGCUAAUGCCAAAUGGAUUUGCACAUGGUUCAGAACUCGAGCCUGGGGCUAAAACCCAGGAGAUGGCUCAAGGCUCUGGAAAGUUAACCUGGGCCGUGCACUUAAAUGUGCCGGAGGGGUUGUCUUCCCGUGAGGAGGAGCUGGAGCGACAGGCAGAAGAACUGGCCAGGGCGGGAGGACUGGUGAACCUGGGCCGGAUCGGGGAGUUAAAGGACCGUUACCUCUUCGCCCACCAACCAAAUGGCCACACAGAACGAGGACCUGAAGCAAUAAGGAGAUCGGUAGAGGCUUUAUUUGCACAGCAUGACAGCGUGCGGUGGCACUCUGAGCAGAAGCUUCUGAAGCGCUCCAAACGCAGCCUGCACUUUAACGACCCCGAAUACCCCAACCAGUGGCAUCUGAACAAUCGGAGGACUCCGGGAAAGGAUAUCAAUGUGACGGGCGUGUGGGAGCAGAACGUGACAGGCCGUGGUGUGACCGUCGUGGUCGUGGAUGAUGGCGUGGAGCACACCAGCCAAGAUAUACAGCCAAAUUACAGCCCUGAAGGCAGCUAUGACUUGAACUCCAAUGACCCUGACCCUAUGCCCCGCCCUGAUGCAGAAAAUGGGAACCACCACGGGACCCGAUGUGCUGGUGAAAUCGCAGCUGUCCCAAACAACGGCAUCUGUGCAGUGGGAGUUGCCUAUGGCAGCCGCAUUGCAGGCAUCCGAGUCCUGGAUGGGCCCCUCACAGAUAGCAUGGAGGCUGUCGCUUUCAACAAGCACUAUCAGAUCAAUGACAUCUACAGCUGCAGCUGGGGUCCAGACGAUGAUGGCAAAACUGUGGAUGGUCCUCAUCAGCUAGGAAAGGCUGCCUUGCAACAUGGGGUGAUUGCUGGUCGCAGGGGCUUUGGAAGCAUUUUCGUCGUGGCCAGUGGCAAUGGAGGGCAGCACAAUGACAAUUGCAACUACGAUGGUUACGCCAACUCCAUCUACACCGUCACUAUAGGUGCGGUGGAUGACGAGGGGAACAGGCCGUUCUACGCCGAGGAGUGUGCCUCCAUGCUGGCAGUGACCUUCAGCGGUGGGGAUAAGACAAGGAGGAGCAUUGUGACGACAGACUGGAAUUUGGAGAAAGGCACAGGAUGCACCGAGGGCCACACGGGGACUUCAGCUGCUGCCCCCCUCGCAGCUGGCAUGAUUGCCUUGAUGCUCCAAGUGAGACCAUGUCUCACCUGGCGAGAUGUCCAGCACAUCAUUGUCUUCACAGCCACCAAGUAUGAAGAUCAUCGCACCAACUGGGACACUAACCAGGCAGGCUUCAGCCACAGCCAUGAGCAUGGCUUCGGCUUGCUAAACGCUUGGAGGCUUGUCAAUGCUGCCAAGAUCUGGGAAUCUGUCCCAUACCUAGCGUCGUAUAUCAGCCCUGUUCUAAAGGAGGGCAGGACCAUCCCGCAGGUGCCUCAGGCAUUGGAAGUCACCUGGAAUGUCACAGCGGCCGACCUCGCCUUGUCUGGCAUGAGGACCUUGGAGCACGUGGCAGUGACCAUCACCAUAAUCCACCCUCGCCGUGGCAACCUGGAAAUCAAACUCCUCUGCCCCAGUGGCAUGGUGUCCAGGAUUGGGACAACCAGGAGCCUGGACUCAGAUCCCAACGGCUUUGCUGACUGGACCUUCUCCACAGUGAGGUGCUGGGGGGAGGAAGCCCAGGGCAUGUACAGACUCAUUAUCAGGGAUGUUGGGGAUGAGACGCUGAAGACAGGGACAUUGAAGCAGUGGCAGCUGACGCUUUACGGCUCUUCAUGGACUCCGGCAGAGAUGGGGGAACGGCAAAGGCUGCUGGAGAACGCCAUGAGUGGCCAGUACUUGAGCAGUGGUGAAUCCCUGCCAUGCCCUCCAGGGCUGGAGAUCUCCGAGGAGGAGCCGUACACCAUCACAGCCAACACCCUCAAGAUGCUCAUGUUGCUGGGAUGCUUUGCUGUCUUCUGGACUAUCUACUACAUGCUGGAGGUUUACCUGUCCAGAAAGAAUGUGGUCUUCAAUCUGACGUGCAACAGCUUCCCCACCUGCAGGUGGUACCCCAGGGCUGGGCGGCAGAAGAACAUGGAGAAUGGGAUGGAUAUGGAGUCCAUCCCACUCAAUGCGGGGAAGGACAUGGAAGACGUGGAGAUGGAGUCGGAGCAUCCACUGCCCAGCCCGGAAGCCCCAGAGAACUUAGGGGAAGAGGGAAUCUGGAGUCCCCAGGAUCCCAAACCUCACAGCAAUGGCCGAACUGCAGGCUUACACGAAGCGAUCCAUUCAGGCUCAGGGUAUCUUGGCCGGGACCUAGCCUCCGAACUCCUCUCUGCAGACAGGGAGCAGCAGACAUGCUAGCGGGAGCUGGGGCUGCUGGCUGAUAUUGGGUACUGUCCUUCCCUGGGUGCGGCGGGGGGAGACGUUACAACCCCCUACAGAGCCACCGCUGACUUGGGGGGCGCUGGCGGUGGAUGUAGCUCGGGUGAUACAGGCCCAUGGCUGAGAGGAGGGACCAGAGUCUUGCUCUCAACAUUCCCCAUUGCAAAGGCGCCUGUCCCUGCCAUUUAUAAACAAAACAAGCCUUAACUCAUUUCAUAACCGAGUCUGUCCAGGGGCGAAACUCACGGCUUCCCUCCUUCCUCAGCCGUAGGCCCUGCGCUCCUGCUCCCUGCUCGUGAGCACCCGGCAUCUGCUGAACUGAGCUUCCCUUUGUCUCCCAGGGUGCCCGCCCGGGGCCAGCCUGGCUGCUGGUGGAGGAACCUGGGCUCUCCUGCCGGGGCAGCAUGGUGGCACUCAGCGAGUCCAAGUGCUGUCUUGGGGCUGGCUUUGCAGUGAUGCUCUCAGGUGUUGGAGAGGGAAGCUGGAAGGUUUCCAUGCGGGCAGCCCCCAGGCCCUCUGGCUGGUGCCCUCCCUGUCAUGCAUUCUGCAGGCAGGGCGCAGCCCUGGGGGAAAGGCGGAGAUGGUGGAAGGCCCCUCAGGAAUUCUCUCAGAGGGGGGGAGUAGCCUAGGGAGAGCCCCAGCCUGACUCCUCCCUGCGCUUUGACCCCAGUGCCUCUCCAUUGCCUUCAGUGACAGCCCUAGGAGAGUGGACAGCUCUUACUGUUGGAUUAGCUGCAGCCAAACCCCGCGGCUGCGGUACUCGGAUGCUGGAAUGGCUCAUGCAGGGUGAUUCUGCAGCGGAGAGAGCCUGGGUUCUGGACCUGGUGAUUCUGGCUCACGUUCUGGGGUUACGCCCAGGAGUGGUUGCAUGCCCCAGAGUUUGCCCAGGUCCCUUGCCAGGAGCUCUGGGGCUGCCCCAACCUGCAUUAGUGGAGGAGACUGUCACUCCCUUUGUUACAGACCUGCAGGGACGAAGGGCCCAGCCCUUCAGCCAGCUUGAUCACGGCCUGGCCACACGCUGUAUUGGACACAAGGGUGGUACUGCCAGGCUGCACUGUCUGGCCGCCCCCAGGUUGACGCCUGUACAGUCCCUUCGGUCUUGUAGGGUUAGUUACUUCACUGAGUCGGGGCUGGAUUUUCUGAGAUGCCUCCCCCAGAGGGGAGUCCAGCCACUGAGCUGUCCCUCUGCAUGCCCUAUUUGUCUUGUCCUCAGCACGGGUGCUCGCUCAUGCCCAGUGCACUUCAUGCCUCCCAGAGCUCAGCCCAAGGGUCGUCACCCAGACUCUGCGAAUGCUCCAGAGCUAUUGGGGACCUCGAGAAAUCACUGAGUGAGUUGGGGCAUGGGGAACUGAUCAGCCGUGCCUGCCUGUAACCAGCAGGCUGGGAAGGUGAGAGCUAGGCUGUCCCUUUCCAGAGCCCCUGGGAGCUAGGGCGCUGGCAGGAGUCAGGUAGGUGCAUGGGCUCCUGCCGCCGUGCAGUCAUGGUCUUACACAGGCGUGUGCUGGGCACUCUGAAGUUGCUGGGAACCCUUGGCCUGUUAGCAGGGGUGGGGCAGAGUGAGGCUUCAUGCAGAGUCAUCUGCCCCGGGAGAAGUGUCGUGCACUGGAUGUGACUUCCCCAACCCUGCACAUGGCUGUGUUAGCUGGAUGGCAGCUGGGGCCAUAUGAGCACAGGGUGUGCUGGCCAGCCAUCUGUCUGUCUUUGCCUUAUAUCCCGUUGGCUUUGUUCCUGUUUUCAUGGCACAAGGGCAGGGGGAAGCUCUCACACCAAUCCACCGGGGCCCUGCUCAGCCAGCAACAGCCACAGUUUGGCUUGUGGUGGUUGUCAUUUAAGUUCCGAAGAUGCUGUCCUCCCCCUCAUCUACCUGAGGCAUCGCAGCUUCUGCUGGAAAAGUCUCUGCUUGGGACAGAGGCAGGGGGACCUGGAGUGUGUCUAAGCCUGCUGCUUAAAGCAGUGGUUCUCCCUGGGAGGACACCCUAACUGGCCAUUAAGGCAUCCUUGGUGAAGGUGUCCUGCAUCGCAAGAAGGCCCUUUACAUAGUGUGUAGCUACUUGGUUGACUGUGGUAGCCAACAUGAAAUCUAGUGGCCUUUGCUUGGCUGACUGGAGUCUUCAUUCACCUUUCCUCAGCUAGCUGCCUUACCCAGCCGUCCAUGUUUUCUGGGCUCUGCCUGCUGGCAGCAGCAGUCUCAGCCCACUGCACAUGUUUCACCUCCAGAUCGCUUAGUAGUUGGCUAAUGUUAGCCAGGUAGAGCAAAUGUUGACGAACAAUCUGCUUGCCCAUUUCCAACAGCAGUAAUUGCACCUUUUUCUCCCUGCUGUUCCCUCCGGCCACCACGCUCACCCCAUCCUCUCACAAACUAGCCAUUGUCUGGCUAGAGGAAAGUAAAGGGCCUGGUGUGCAUGUUGAGGCCUGGCACAGGGCAUUCACAGCAAACACAACUGGUUGGCCCAGCGAGUGCAGGGAGAAGCUGUCUUUCCCCUGGUCUAGUCCUAUAGCAUGUCUGUGUCAGAUUCCAGGACAGGGCCCAGAGGAAGGUGGGGUGGAGAAGGGUCUGCGCCCCUCCAGCUGCUUGAGGGGAGGCCAUCAGAGGACCCCGACUCCAGCAAUACACUGCAUGGCUGGAUGAGUGUGUUACGGUGACCAUGUGUCUCCAGCAAUGGCCUGCUCUGCUGCUUAGCACAGUGCUCCUCUGUCAGCCACACUGAGGGAGCAGAUUUUAAAUCCUGCAUGGGUUUUCCAUGUGAGCAUUUUAAACGUUACAUUGGGGUUAACAGGUUGGGGGUUUUAGUUGUUUUUGCAACAAUCCAUCACAGACUUUGGGAGCUUUUCUUUUUCUAGAGAUUUGGGGUUUUAUUUUUUAAACAGCAAAGGCCUUUUUGUGCAGCUUUCCAAAAUAAAGUAUUUAAAAACCAGACUGGAAGCCGAAAUCUCUCUGUGCGCCAGUUGGCUGCUUGUUAAACUGCUCUGAGCGUUCCAACCGCUCCCCCCAGCAGAAGAGCAAGUUAACCAGGCACUCGCCAGCAGGCAGGCUCUUGUGGAGCAUAGUUUUGACCGACUUGGUCUUCUCAGGGUGGCAGGGGCUGAUUUUCAGGGGUGCUGAGCACCUGCAGAGCCAGGGGACAUCCCUAGGACAGUGUUCAGGACUCUUGAGGCUCAAACCCAGCCUGCAUGGGUGGCUCUGACGGUUAGCAGAUGGCAGGUGGGCCACCCCAAGAGGCUAGCAAAGCCAUGUCAGUAGGCAUUCAUUGCUCGCUGUGCAGAGAAAAUUGCCAUUGGCAUGGCUAAUUCCUACUUAGAACCACACACAAAACAGCUGGCAGACAGGUGGUUAGUUCCCACAGCUGGCUGUUUGCUGCAGCCUUGGUGAGCUGCUGUCCUUCAGACAACGGACAAGUAUCGCCCCAAGCGUUUCAGUGCCGAACGCUGACCUAACUUCAGAACUGUAAUUGCAUGGAGGGAACGGGGUGGGAUUUUGAUGUGUAUUUCCACUGCUGCUGACUGACCUAAGCCUUGGCUUUGUAGGACCGAUGAAACGUCAGCCUGUUGUUCCCUGCGCUGGCUCUUUGACCAUGUUAGGCAUGCCCAGGGCUCUGCAGACAUGCCAGAGGAUGCUGGGGAAUAACGGACAGGGAUGAGUAAGCAACCAAGCUUCUUCUUCACCCAAACAAAGAAAAAUCAGCAACUCAGGCCAAAAAGGGCCAUUGGCUGAGGCUGCUUCAUUCAAACCAGAGGGUGGAAAAUCAAAAUUCCCCUAAAGCUCUGUGUUUCCAGCUUCUGAGUGCUUGAACAAGGAGUAGCAGCUAUGGUUUAAAUGUCUGAAGUAUCUUUUAAAGAUAUCAGUGCCCCUGCUUUGCUGGACAAACACGUGGCUGCAAAAUCAGUCUCGUCUGUUUGCCCAGCUGGGGGAGGACUUGGGUUUUCAUUGAGUCAUGGAUUAUAAAGCCAGCAGGAACCACUGUAAUCAUGGAUCCUGACGUAUCACACAGGCCAUAGGGCUUUCCUGCACUAAUUCUUGUUUGAAAUAAAACAGCUCUGUUAGAAACACACUCAGCUUGCCAUUACCCUCUUUUCUGUAGCAUUCACUCAAACCAUUUGAUGCUUUUCAGCUUGAGUUUUUGUGAGUGCUUGAGACUGAAGAUCCAGGAUGAGCUAGUCAGACUUUAAAAUAAAAAAACCCUCAGCAAACUGCAGUAGAGUCAUAAUUCUUUUAAUUUUGACCAAAAAAAAAAAAGUACAAAACAGAGGCUAAGUUGACUUCCUUCCUGUUUGCAAGGAUCUUUAUAAAAGCACUUUGUUUUGCUUGUGCAAGAUUUAUUGAAAGGCUGGGUAAUUCCAAGUAUGCUACAGGUACGUGCAUUCCAAUUUAGCCUUCUUGGGGGCGGGUGUAACAUCGGAGGAUGUUCGUAACAACCUUUUCUA
Molecule: messenger RNA, 7114 nt
Organism: Gopherus evgoodei (Goodes thornscrub tortoise)
Lineage: Eukaryota; Metazoa; Chordata; Testudines; Testudinidae
Gene: PCSK7
Product: proprotein convertase subtilisin/kexin type 7
Exons: 16
Coding region: 143-2671 (842 amino acids)
Biological process (GO): protein processing
Cellular component (GO): Golgi membrane; trans-Golgi network
Molecular function (GO): serine-type endopeptidase activity
Source: RefSeq, a predicted model, not a curated record